AUGUCAAAAGCUGGUCAUCAACCAUAGAGUAACUACAAUGAUUAAAAUCUUACACCAUAAGUAGUAAAUGAUAUUUAUGUUGGACAACCGAUAGACUUUAUUCCCAACAGUAAUCCUUAUAAUCAAAUGAAUGUAAAUUAAAUACAGCAGCCAUUAUAUUAGCCAAUUCCCCAGCAAAAUUUUAAUUCAUAAUAUAUGCUCCCAAACUAGCAGCAGCCUUUUAUGAAUAACCAAAUGGGACCAUAAGGUGGCUAUCAAAACUACUAGUAACCUUAGCAAAUGUAUAUUAAUCACCCUCAAGCCUAUUUGCCAGCAUAACAAACUCCUAAGGUACAGUUUUAACUAAGAGAAUUCAAAAAAGAUGUGCUUGAUUAUUAAUGCUAUCAUUGUGGAGAGAGUAUCAAAACAGUUGUCACUAGAAAUGUGACUUAGACACAGUAUCUGUGGUGUGUGGUAGGUGGACUAGUAUUUCUACCUCUAUGCUUUAUUCCAUUCUUAGUAGAUGAUUGCUACAAAUAUCAUCAUCAUUGUCCUAAAUGCAAUGGAAAAAUAGGGUCUUCCGCAAAUGAGUGA
Molecule: messenger RNA, 573 nt
Organism: Stylonychia lemnae
Lineage: Eukaryota; Ciliophora; Spirotrichea; Sporadotrichida; Oxytrichidae
Source: the annotation of a GenBank genome assembly